Macrosiphum euphorbiae (potato aphid) is the source of this 426-nucleotide messenger RNA. Lineage: Eukaryota; Metazoa; Arthropoda; Insecta; Hemiptera; Aphididae. The record is from the annotation of a GenBank genome assembly.
AUGAAUGGCUUCAAAAACUUUCAUAUUUAUCCGAUAUUUUUUUUGAAAUUAAAUUAUCUAAAUUUUACUCCUCAAAACAGUACAACAGUAACAAUAUUCCAAGUUACUAACAAAAUAGAAUCUUUUGUUAAAAAGUUAGAGUUUUGGACGCCGUAUAUUGAGAAUAACCAACCAGAAAUUUUUGAAACACUCCACGAUUUUCUCUGCGAAACUGAUAUAAACCUAUCGCAAGAUAUCAAAGUCCAAGUUGUUCAACAUUUGUAUGGACUCAAGGCUGCUUUUAAUAAAUACUUCCCAAAAUGUGAAAAAGGAGACCACUGGAUACUAUUCCCUUUCAGUAAAAAAUAUUUCGAAUCUGCAAUUUUAUCAGUACGAGAAAAAGAAAAACUUAUUGAACUGAAGACGAAUUCUUCACUUGAGUCUUGA